Molecule: messenger RNA, 1731 nt
Organism: Anopheles gambiae (African malaria mosquito)
Lineage: Eukaryota; Metazoa; Arthropoda; Insecta; Diptera; Culicidae
Product: pheromone-binding protein-related protein 6
Exons: 2
Coding region: 739-1164 (141 amino acids)
Biological process (GO): sensory perception of smell
Molecular function (GO): odorant binding
Source: RefSeq, a predicted model, not a curated record
UUGAGUUCGCAAUGAUUUACUGCCCAGCGUUGUUGGCCCUUGUCGGCGACUUUAGCGCUUUACGUUCGGGUGUAUGUGGAUAUAUUUACUGUGUACGUGUGAGUGUGUAUAGGAAAGCUCUAAAAUACAUAUCUCACACCAUUUGAGCACUGGAGGUGAAAAGGUGAACAUUAUUGGAAAGUUUGUUCGAUGGAGAAAGUUAGUUGAUAUGUCUAUUGCGGAAGCAGAUUCGAACGAAAGUUACUAGGAAGUGGAAUAUCUAGAGUGAAACAUAAUUUGUAACAUUGUAAUAAUUACAAACCUUUUGAAAUUAUUUGGAAUAAAAAUAGUAACAAACAUGCUUGCCACACUUUUCAGAAACACUUUUGAAACAGGUUAGAAACUAUGCUAGAAGCAAAAUGAAUGUAAAUCAAAAGAUUUAACCGAAUAUAAAUAGUACUCUGCUUGUUGUAUAUCUGUGAAAAAGAAAAGAGAGCGAAAAUGUGCUGACUUUGUGAUGCAAAGUCAAUAAUUAAAAAUAAUCAAUAUGUUUCCGAUGCGUCACUGGUUAAUUGCACUGACGCCAUCCAAUAUUUUCUAACCCAUCAAUCAUCCACCUUUCCCCUUUGCUGUACUCAAGCUAACAUUCUGUAAUUAAUUUGUGAAGUUCAUUUCAUGACAGUGGCGCUGUGGCUGGACAUCACCUCUUUACCUCUCAGUUGUAACUAGGCAUCUCAACUGGUGAGAUUAAAGCAUAACAUGUUGACUAUUGUUGUAGCUACAUCCAUCUGCCUGAUGGCAACUGUUAGUGCAAACGUUCCAAAUUCUCUGUCCCCGGAGCUACUGCAGCAAAUGGGGCAAUUUCGUUCCGAGUGUCUGCGCGAAACCGGAACCACCGACGAGCAAAUUGAACAAUUCAAUAGUCCACAAUCGGUGCAGGCAUCGCACGAACUGCAAUGCUACAUGUACUGUAUGUUCCGCCUGCACAACGUUACCCGUCCGAACGGCGAGCUCGAUCUGAUCGAUGUUUACCACGCCAUACCGAAGCAGUUCAACUCGAUCGCGCUGAAAGUGCUCGCCAAAUGCAACAAAUCGACCGGGCCGAUUGCAGAUGCGUGCGAACGUGCCUAUUCACAUCAUCGAUGCUGGAAGGAAACGGAACCGGAACACUAUCACCUAUUUUGAUGCCGAUUCUCGCCAAACAACUAACUACACAUACACAUACACAUGGUUGCAACUGCUUCGGAAGCAAGAGUUAUCGAAAACUUUUAAGGAGUGCACUGUUCUAUACCCUUACCGGGUGCAAUUUUCUGUGCAUCUCAAAUUUGGUCGUACCGUGCGGAAGUUUGCCGUGUCGGAAAUAAGCUAUACCGGGGCAGGACAGGUCGGUGUAAUGUCCAAGCGAGGGCCGCUUCAAACUCUUAAUUGACAAAGUAUCGUGAUAAAAUGUAGACCAAAUUAGUGCUCGCACUGGAGUGGCCUUGGUUUCACUCAACUAAGCAGGGUUGAAUGCAGAGCAAAGGAUUGAACUUUCUGUAGUUGAACUUUCUGGUUCGUAUUUGGCAAAGUUUAUGUAUAGUUAUCUGUGUUUCAUGAUGUUGCCUUGCGGUUUUAAUGCAGUUUGUCUGCUACCAUCGUUUUUUCAGCUUGUCAUUACUGUGUCCAUUCCAGCUGAAAUCGAAAUACCAGUUACCUUUAUAAGUAAUGUUAUUAAAAUCUGAACUAUAACAAAAUAAACAACAUAAACAAUUU